Messenger RNA from Sipha flava (yellow sugarcane aphid), 4400 nucleotides. It is a transcript of the gene RNF220, whose product is annotated as protein Teyrha-meyrha. Gene Ontology annotation, biological process: protein ubiquitination. The transcript has 10 exons. The coding region runs from base 573 to 2768 and encodes 731 amino acids. Gene Ontology annotation, molecular function: ubiquitin protein ligase activity. The record is from RefSeq and is a predicted model, not a curated record. NCBI's taxonomy places the organism in Eukaryota, Metazoa, Arthropoda, Insecta, Hemiptera, Aphididae.
CGGUGCCGCCGUUGCUGCUCGUCGUCUCUCCGCGCGCGCCAGUUUCGUGAUAACGCGACCGACGACCACCACCGACGCCGCCGCCGCCGCCGCCGCGGCACAAGUUACCGCCGCCGGCUGUGCUCAGUACGCGUCUGAUAUCCGUGCCCGGUGCAACCGCACAUCCGUUCCGUGUUCCCCGCACGUGACCACGCGUUCGCAUGACAGCUACGACCGCGGUAUUAUUAUGGUAACGAUCGCACGUGCGAACAAGUCGCCGCGUUUUACCGUCUAGGCGAUUUCGUCCGAGAGAGAGACUGCUGCCGGAAAAAUAUUAUAAAACACAAACGUUUAAAACAGUACUGUUACACGUAGUCGAUUAGCGCCGCCGCACACGUAUCGGAUAUUCUCUACCCGACUUCUCGUCGAAGAGUACGGGUUUUUUUUUUUUUUUCAUUUUUCGUUCCUCCCCCCCCGAUCGUCGCGGUUUCCCUACGGGAAAAUCCCGAAACGGCGACACGCUGCAGCCGUUAUCGCCACCCACGUCGCCUUCACCGCCUUCGCCGUUUCAACGUAACAGUUCACGUGCCAAGAUGGAACAUUCGCCAUACUCGCAGAGUCCAAGCCCAUCAUCAUCCUUGAUAAACUUUCCAACACCUACAAACUUACCAGAUAUUAGAUUACACAGACCAUUUAGUCAGAUGCACGACCUCAAGCACCUACACCUACCGUUCCAGGGCACCAACUUCGGGUUCCGGUUCAUGGAGAACUAUUCCGCUCUGCCCGCGCACCUCUUGCACCACUUGCAGCCACAGUUCUUGCACCCCGCGCUGGACCCGCGGAUAUCCUUUUCACAGGCUGGUGUGUUCCAGCCUCUGGGUUCGUCGAGUCCACACCACCCUCACCACGCGGCUGCGGUGGCCGCGGCCGGCAUGAAGGGUUUUGCGUCCGCAUUCGCGCCUCCGUCGAAGUGCUAUAAGAUGGACGACAAAUCGGCGUCGCAUGCCGAAGGAGCCGCGCAACAGUCGCAGCAACAACAGCAGCAGCAACAACAACAACAACAACAACAACAACAACAACAUCAGCAACAGCCAACGCUUGGCUUGCAGCAACAGCAUCAUCAGCAGCAGCAACAGCACCACCAACAGCAACAGCAACCGAUGCCGCCAUCGUUCCCGUAUCCGCCCAGGAGAAGUCCUUGUUCGCCGGCCAAUAUGUCCGUGUCACCGCCAUCUUCGGUGGUGGCCGCUGCGGCCGCGGCCAUGCACCAGCAUAACAACAAGGACGAGUGCUCCGAUAGGGACACGCCGAGCUCUGGAGCCGUGUCCGAGGACGGCAGGACGAUUAGAAGGAAGAAACCGUCGCCGCCGGCCAACACGUCCGUGGUGGCCAACGGUGGCCCGGCCCCGACGACCAACAACAACAACAACAACAAUAACAACAAUAAUAACAACAACGGAUCCAUCAAACAGCAGCAGCAACAGACUUCGGCCGCGAGCCAGCAACAGCAGCAGCAGCAGUCGGCGGCGUCCGCGGGAUGUUGUCCAGUGUGCGGCACCGCGCUCCGCACGGCCCACGAGCUCGAGUCGCAUUUCGUGUGGGAACUGGAACGGCUGUACAAGCAAGCGGCCGCGGCCGGUCGACGGCACAGGAGGGGCACGCCGGACAAGCCUGGCGACGGUCACCUUCAUCACAGUCUUAUGGGCUGCGGUCGGGACGGGACCGGCCGCUUGUCGCCGAUCGCCGGCGGCAGUGGCAGGGACGGCUCGUUGCACGGCCGAUGGGAGACUUAUCAAAAAGUAAAGGCUAACAGACACAACCGAUUGCGAAUUAAAAACCGGAAACGAAAACCUGAUGAAAUGCUGCUGACGCCAACGCCGACAACGUGCUGCUGCCCUGUUUGCAACGAGCCCGUAGCCGCGGCAUCUCAGGAACAGAUGAACGCGCAUGUGGAAAUGUGUCUCAGAAACAAGGGUCACCCGGCCACGGUGACAGUGACAUCUGUGGGAAACGACGACGAAGACGAAAACAUUGAUGUGGAAGGUGACACCGAGACGACUAUGUAUGAUAUUGUCUACGGGGGCGGCAGCAGCGGAUGGCAGCAACACAACAGGAUGAGACAACAGCCGAUGAUUCUGCACGGCAGCGCGUUCAACAGAGGUGGUGGACCAGUGCCGAUGGCGAUCAACUGCAGUACCAGUAACGCGCCACCGCCAAGACAGUCGGCCGGAGACGAUUCGACCGGAGCCGAUGAAGCAGUGCUGGUGGUUGACGAUAGCGAUGGCCCCAGCGGUUUGUACAACAAGUACGGCCCCAACCAGUACGCCGAACGAGACAUUAUCGUCCCGUCACGUCCUCCUACCGCUUCUUCGGAGAGCCGUCGACUUACACCAGCCGAGCAAAACGAUUCGAGCGCGAUGGACACAAUGGACGCGAGCGAAAACGUCGGACCGUUGGACGUGUCGAUAAAAAAAGAAAACACGCAGGAAGAGGGGACUAUCAAGCCCAAAAUGGACAUUGAAAAGUACUGCGGUCAGUUCAACAACAACGGUCAAGUCGUCGAAGCGCUUAAGGCCCGGAUUCGAGAACUGGAGUUGGUAUCCAAAACCGGCUGCGACAAGUUCACGUGUCUUUUGUGCAAAGGAAAUUUCAAAGAUCCCGUCGUGUCGACCUCGUGCUGGCACGUGUACUGCGAAGUCUGUUGGCUUCAGAUACUGGGUGCUAAAAAAUUGUGUCCGCAAUGUUACGUGAUAACGCUGCCGUCACAUCUGCGUCGAGUUUACUUGUAGAGCGGCAAUGAAACUCGGACGCGUAUCCACGGCCGGCGGACGACGACUCCACACGGAUAACGGCCAGGAACGUGUACUCGGUGCAUGCACAUCGUCUCGCGCACAAUGACCGCCGAAGUCGUCGAACGUUUAUUUGUAAAUUUGUUUUUCCUCUCAUCGGUUCGUUGUGUGUUUUUUCCUACUCCAUCUCCCGUCCCUCCGAUUUAACUUCCAAUUUAUUGUACAUAACACAUUAUUAUUAUUAUUAUUAUUAUUAUAAUUAUUAUCAAUACAACUGUCUGUAUGAUAUGCACAUAAAAAAAUAUAUUAUUAUAAGCGUACGGGCUGCCGACGGUUUACUUGCCAUCGUCGGUUUGCGUUGUCGUUGCACGGACAUUGUGUAUACCCGCCAAAUGUAUCGUUAACUUCUCUACGCACAUCAGUGCAGGUUCGUGUCGCCGAAAACGCUCUGUACGCAUGACGUGCCGUAUCCGCGGCGACGACUUGUGAUCUAGCAACCUUGUGGACGGCCCCGACACAUCGGAGCCCACCCUGGCGUCGACGAGGAAGUCGAACGUUCCCGAAGAUCUCUCGACCGUUUAAAAAUGUUGACCUUUCCGAGGGCCAAUGAUUUACUGCAGUGUGGAGUAAGGUGUAAGAGUGCCGUUAAGUAUUCAACACUGUAUCGGUCCUUGUGUGUUUUGAUCCGAUUGCCGAUGUUUAAUCGGAUGUAUAUUUGAAAUGUCCGCGUUCGACAUGAUCGUACUGCGAUCGUAAUUCCCGUUCGGGGACGUCCAACUGAUGCUUGUGCAGAACGUACGCCCGACGAACAAUUGUGGUGGUGGUAUAACGUUUGUUACCCUCACUUUUACACGGUUUCUUGGGUGGGUGUCCGGGCUAGAUGUUUGAUUUUCACUCCAAAACUUCACUGGUGUAUUUGGCACCACUGCUCCUGCUCCUUUUAUUUCUGAAACGCUAUAAAAUACCAAUAUACGAUGAUCAAUCGUUUUACGCUGUCCGCACCGAACACGUUUUGCACGAAACGAGUCAAUCCCGAUAUGAUAUUUAAAACAGGACCAAGAGGUUCAUAAUGCAUUUUUCAAAAAACAGCCGACGCCUUCUCGACCCUGGUUCGCGCUAUGCGUCUACGGCCAGGGCAAACGGUGGUAUAGCCCAUUACAGAAUAUAAUAUUGUUUUCGAUCCUAGUCCUUAACGACAGAAACAAAUAGUGUUACUCGUUAUUCUUUAUUACGAUUACCUUCAAUCCGUUUUCCAAACCGGGAAUUUGCUUUAAUAAUUACAUUGUCCAUCCCCCGCCCCACAUCCCAUCGACCAAUGCAAUUCGAUUUAUACUCAACGACGCGUAGAUAAUAUUGUACGCUAUACAGAUUAACGAAGAUAUUUCGUGCACGUGUAAAUUUUUUUUUUUUUAUUUGGCUAAAGUGUUACAUAAUUAAUAUGUUAUAUCAUAAUAUAGUACAUGUUAUUAUAAUAUUGUACAUAUCAUUGGAAAAAGUAGAUUUAACAGUAGGUGUACCGCUUUGUCGUUUGGUGUUAAAAAAAAAAAAAAACCUCAUGUGCUAUAUAAUAUGACCGCAGCGCGAAUAUUUAUUAAUCUUACUAGGAAUUCGUAGCAUAGGUAAAUAAAAAAA